Messenger RNA from Dicentrarchus labrax (European seabass), 2058 nucleotides. RefSeq names its product putative gustatory receptor clone PTE03. The transcript has 2 exons. NCBI's taxonomy places the organism in Eukaryota, Metazoa, Chordata, Actinopteri, Moronidae. Gene Ontology annotation, cellular component: membrane. Gene Ontology annotation, molecular function: G protein-coupled receptor activity; olfactory receptor activity. The record is from RefSeq and is a predicted model, not a curated record. The coding region runs from base 84 to 1016 and encodes 310 amino acids. Gene Ontology annotation, biological process: G protein-coupled receptor signaling pathway.
AUUUGAACCGCAGGUGAGAAUAGGCUAACACAUUUCCACAGAAGAAGCAACAGUGACAUUACAGUCUGCAGUACUGGACAAUUAUGUACACAAAUGCAUCUUCUGCAAUUUUACUGACAUUGGAAACACUGGACAUGUCUAAUGCAUAUAUUUACCCAGCAUUUUUGUUUGGGACUUUAACAUAUCUGUGUAUUAUGUUUUUCAACUUGUUGGUAUUAACAACUAUUGCUUGUAGUAAAAAGCUACACAAUCCCAUGUUUAUCCUGCUGUUAAACCUGCCCAUUAGUGACAUGGUGGGUGCUACAGCUUUUUUCCCUCAUCUUGUGUUGAGCAUUGUGACAGAAAACAGACAGAUUUCCUAUUCUGCAUGUAUUACUCAGGCUUUUCUAAUUCAUUUGUAUGGUGGAGGAAACUUGUUCAUCUUGACUGCCAUGGCAUAUGACAGAUAUAUUGCUAUAUGUUGUCCUUUGAGUUAUAAUGCAAUCAUGACUCCACAUACCUUAGUAAAAAUGAUUUUUAUUUUGUGGUUCAUGAAUUUCUCAAUAGUAGCCACACUGAUUUUUUUGCUUUUACGGUUCAGAAUCUGCAGGACUAAUAUAGUGGAUUUGUUCUGUAACAAUCCAUCAUUAGUGAAACUGGCCUGUGAGGACACCAGUGCGAACAACUACUAUGGAUUUUUUGCUAUAGUCGCACUCCAAGGCUUACCACUGUUGAUAAUAAUGUACACGUAUGCACAGAUUUUGAGAACAUGCAUUAUGAAUAAUCAGACCGAUGCAAGGCGAAAAGCCAUUCAAACAUGUGGCUCACACUUAGUCGUUUUCUUGUUGUUAGAACUCAAUUCUGCGUUUACACUUCUUGCUCAUCGCUUUGCGAGUGCGUCCCCUUUUCUGAGAAGGGCUUUUGGGGUGUCAGUUUUAAUUUUCCCUCCCUUUUUGGACCCGAUUAUAUAUGGACUGAAAACCAAAGAACUCAAGAAGAGGAUAAAAAAUGUCCUAAAAAGAAAUUUUGCUUCAUAAAAGUUAUAACCAGUUGGGGUGCCCGGAUAGCUCAGUGGGUAGAGCUGGCGACCCAUGUACCGAGGCUGAGUCCUUGCUGCAGCAGCCCAGGGUUCAAAUCUGACCUGUGGCCCUUUGCUGCGUGUCAUCCCCUCUCUCUGCCCCGCUUUCCUGUCUGUCUUCAGCUGAUAGCAAGCUAAUAAAGGAAAUAAAAAGUUAUAACCAGUUUUCCGGUUUGGCUUUCCUAUAAAACAUUUUAUAUUCAUAUGGGAAACUAAACUCAUGUCAACUUCCAAAUCCAGUAUAAUUAAAUCCUUUGAGCUAAAAUAGUCUUUUUACAAACAUAUUUGUUACACGUUUUUUCACUACGGUAAAUAAAUAGCAAAUUACACAUUUAUUAAUUUGAUGAUAUAUAUUUUGUGAUAUCUAAAAAUGAUGUAAUGUUCAAAUUUAUGUUAAAAUAUGUCUAGAAUGAAAUUGGAAUUACAAUAUUGAGCCUUGGUAGACAAAUGUCACAACUGUCCCUGGUUCGAUUCUAGCUGGUGGCCCCUCUCCCUCCCUUUCCUGUCUGGCUCUUCACCUCUCACUAUCAAAAUAAAUAAGUAAAUAAAUACUACACAUCACAUGAAAUAGAGUAAUUUUAAGAAAUGGUAAGGUGUAUUAUGACAGGAACUAAUCUGAAAGAAAGACUGUGGGAAUUAGUCACAAUAAUGACAGGCCUUAAAUCAACAAAAUCAUUGCUGCAAACAAAAGAAAGUUACAAGAGGUGCACAUAAUUAAAAAUCGAAUAAAAAAGAAUAUACUUUGUGAAACUUUGUAAUGUAAUGCUAGGAUGUCUACAUAUAUAUAUAAUGUGGUCUAUAAUAUCUGCUAUUGAUGUGGAAAUGAAAAAAAACACGGAUUUAUUUUCCUUUACAAUGGAAAUUAUAUGGAAAUCUAAAUACUGUAUAUUUAUUUUACUUUACUUUACUUUAAAUUAAAUACAAGCUUUCUAGUAUGUAUCUAUGGUAAAAUGUCUGUAAUUUCCUUAUAAAUUAAAUAAAUUUAUUGGCAAGUGUGAAAA